Annulohypoxylon truncatum is the source of this 2179-nucleotide messenger RNA. Its product is annotated as GroES-like protein. The transcript has a single exon. Gene Ontology annotation, molecular function: oxidoreductase activity; zinc ion binding. Lineage: Eukaryota; Fungi; Ascomycota; Sordariomycetes; Xylariales; Hypoxylaceae. The record is from RefSeq and is a predicted model, not a curated record. The coding region runs from base 604 to 1935 and encodes 443 amino acids.
AUUUAUAUAAUUGUACGAUCAAAAUAUAAAACUGUUAAUUUUACGCUUACAGCGAUGCUAGUAUGUGAAAUGUUUCGUUUGUUGUCGCGAGGUUGUUACAGGGUGAGUUUCUGAUAUACUCAGCAAAACUACCGAUACUGAUUAAUAAAUUUGUACCUAUACAGUUUAGUUUGCUCUUUUCGAUUCGGCGGCGUCGUAUGGUAUCCCGUAAAUGCAACGUUAGCUACCAUGGGAUAUGUACAAGGAGUCUGCCGUUACCCCAACGCCGAUGUCGACGUCGGCGAUCGACUGAUAAACUUGCGAUGACGUUACUAUUCGCCUAGCGUUUGACGCCCCUCAAUCCCCGAUUCCUGUGGCUGUUGAAUCGCUUUGUUUAAGAUCCAUUAGAUUUCACACAUACGUAUAUUUAUUUGCAUUUAUUCGUCGAUUAUCUCUAUCUAAUCAUCUCAUUUGGCCCUUGGUUUAUAUUCGCGUACGGCAUAGGUAUCUAUCAUACUUUCUCAAGACAUUCGAAGUUGAUCCAUCCCCAACACAGUCUUAACCUCGCUCAACCCCCCCUAAUACUAGCGUUCACACCACAAACACCACAAAUACCAGCCCACCAUGACACCCCCCUCACCCUCACCCUCACCCGCAGAACUUUCACCCCUACCAACGCACAUGAAAGCCCUCCAAAUAACCUCCUUCAACGAACCCUACACCCUAACCUCCUCCGUCCCCGUCCCCACCGCCCUCGGCCCCCGCGAACUGCUCGUCAAAGUCGCGGCGGCGAGCUACUGCCACACGGACGGCAUGGUCGCCGCUGGCGUCUUCAGGACGCGGAUCCCGGCCACGGCAUCGCAUGAGGGCGCCGGAACGGUGGUUCGGGUUGGGGAGGGAGUGAGGGGGUUUGGGGUCGGGGAUAGGGUUAUGUGUGGACUGCCUUUGGGGCCUUGUGGGAGGUGCGGGGACUGUGUUGGUGAGGAAGGAGAUGAAGAAGAGGGGGGAGAGGAAAGGGAAGGGGAAGGGAGUGAAGGGGAAACUGAAACAGGCUUCGAACAGUACUGCGCACACACCCAAGGCCACGUAGGCGUCCACAUCGACGGGUGUUUCGCGGAGUACGUCCGCGUCGACGAGCGGUUCACCACAACCUUACCACCCGAACUGUCCUUCGUCGAAGCCGCGCCGCUCGCGUGCGCGGGACGCACGGCGUGGCGCGGCGUCCGACUCGCCGUCGAUGGUGCGCGAAGGGGCGAAUGGUUGCUUAUCGUCGGGUCCGGAGGCGGGCUGGGACAUCUAGCUGUUCAGUUCGCGAAAGGAAGGGGCGCUAGGGUCGUCGGCGUCGACGCGCGCGAUGAGGGGUUAAGCGUUACGCGGGACGCGGGUGCGGACGCGGUGGUUGACGCGAGGGGGAAGUCGAAAGAUGAGGUUGUGGCGGAGGUAAGACGGGUUAUUACUACUACUAUGGGAGGGAAGGGGGAAAAGGGGGCGCACGCGUCGAUUGUGCUUGCGGAUGCCGGAGGGGCGACGGCGUUGGCGGCCGCGGCGACGAGGAUGCAUGGUACGUUGGUGCAGAUUGCGCAGCCGGAGGUUGUGGCGCUGCCGUUUCGCGAGGUGGUGUUUAGGGAUGUGAGGGUUAGGGGAAGCUUGCUUUGUUCGCCGGGGGAGAGUAGGGAUAUGGUUGGGUUUAUUGCGGAGGUGAAGAGGGAGGGACGGAGGAGACGAGAAAAGGAUGAGGCAGGAAAGGAGGAGGGGAAAGAGAAAGAGAAAGGAGAAGCGGAAGGGGAGGGGGAGGGGAUGAGAGGGGGGUUUAGGAUAGAGACUACGGUGUUUGAGGGACUGGAGAAGAUUGAUGAGGUCUUGGAGUUGGUGCGGAGUGGGAAGAUUAGGGGGAAGGCGGUGGUGGUGAUUGAUAGGGAGCAGGUUGAGGAGGAUAGGAGGAGGGGGUGGGUGUAAGGCGCCGUGUUGAUGGCUUUAGUUGCUAUAAAAGGGUUAACAUCGCCAGUGUGUAUGUUGUAAUAUUACCUAGAGUUUGAACCUACGUACGAGAUAGGGAAUCGUGAGAUUUUGGCGGCCUAUCCAAAUACCUCUUAGAAUCGAUCCAUACUAGGAACAUAUACUAUGACUACUAGGAGAGUCAGUUGAACUCGCCUUUUCACCGGAAGAUUAUCACUUCCAAUAUCAUCUCAAAUUAGCUACG